This is a messenger RNA of Aedes albopictus (Asian tiger mosquito), 4838 nucleotides long. RefSeq names its product fragile X messenger ribonucleoprotein 1 homolog (gene Fmr1). The transcript has 14 exons. Gene Ontology annotation, biological process: anterograde axonal transport; regulation of dendrite morphogenesis; regulation of modification of synaptic structure. Gene Ontology annotation, molecular function: protein homodimerization activity; translation regulator activity; mRNA 3'-UTR binding. Bases 108 to 2420 code for a protein of 770 amino acids. Gene Ontology annotation, cellular component: axon; membrane; dendritic spine. The record is from RefSeq and is a predicted model, not a curated record. NCBI's taxonomy places the organism in Eukaryota, Metazoa, Arthropoda, Insecta, Diptera, Culicidae.
CAGCCGUCAGCCGCAAGAGUUGUGUGUAGUGUUGAAGAAGAGCGCUGCUGAGCAGUGUAGUGUCAGUGAGUGCGGGGAGAAGAGAAAGAAAUAUUCACAAAUCCAAAAUGGACGAACUCUUUGUGGAAGUAUGCGGCGAAAACGGAGCCAACUAUAAGGGUGUUGUCACGGAUGUGUUCGAAGAUGGUGUCCUAGUUGCAUUUGAAAAUGACUGGCAGGAAGAGUCCAAGUUCCUGUUCAGCCAAGUCCGUCUACCUCCGACCGAAACCCCGACCACAUUCUGCGAGCACAUGGAGGUCGAGGUGUACUCCCGGUCCAACGAUAACGAAGCCUGCGGUUGGUGGCGAGCGGUCAUCAAGAUGAUGAAGGGCGAAUUCUUCGUGGUGGAAUACCUCGGCUGGGACAACAGCUACACGGAAAUCGUGUCAGCUGACCGGCUGCGAGCAAAGAACACGAACCCGCCGAUCAACGAGAAGACCUUUUUCCGGUUCGAGAUCGAAGUUCCCGAGGAUAUUCGGGAAUACGCUUUGCUGAGCAGUGCCAAAAUCGACGGCGUGCAUCGAGAGUUCCAGAAAGCGAUCGGUGCCGCCGAGUGUAGGUACCUGCCGGAACGGGGCACCCUGCUGGUGAUAUCGCGGAGCGAAGCGACCCAACGGAGGGCAAACAUGAUCCAGGAGAUGUGUUUCCGAAAUUUGAGCCAAAAGGUGAUGCUACUGAAACGAACCGAAGAAGCUGCCAGACAACUAGAAUCGACGAAGCUACAAAAUGCUGGAGGAAAUUUUACUAACAAUCAGAGAAUUUCCGCUUUUAUUGGACAAUCAAUGAACGAGAGAUUCACGGACGAGUUCAAGGUACGAGAGGAUCUGAUGGGACUGGCGAUCGGUGCGCACGGGGCUAACAUCCAGACUGCUCGCAAGCUGGACGGUGUGCUAAACAUCGAGCUCGAGGAAAACACCUGCACGUUCAAAAUUUCUGGAGAGACUGACGAAGCGGUCAGGAAGGCCCGCGCCAUGCUCGAGUACAGCGAGGAAUCGCUGCAGGUCCCGCGGAAUCUCGUCGGCAAGGUGAUCGGCAAGAACGGCCGCAUCAUCCAGGAGAUCGUAGACAAGAGCGGCGUCGUGCGCGUUAAGUCUGUCUCAUUGCAGAUCGAGGGGGACAACGAGCCGGAGCCGAGCAUCCCACGGGAGGAAGGCCAGGUACCGUUCGUAUUUGUCGGUACGGUCGAGAGCAUCGCCAACGCGAAAGUGUUGCUCGAAUAUCAUCUAGUGCAUUUAAAGGAAGUUGAACAGCUGAGGCAGGAGAAGUUGGAAAUCGAUCAGCAGUUGCGAGCGAUCCAAGGCGCAACGAUGGGCUCGAUGCAGAACUUCUCCAUGAAUCGUCGGUCGGAUCGGGCGUACAGUAGCGACGUGGACGGCGGUGGACGAUCCGGCCGAGGUGGCAUGCGUGGUCGAGGCGGUCGCGGUGGACGUGGCAACAAUCCGCGGUAUUCUGGCCGUCGAGAUACCACCGGUGACGACGAGUAUGCGCCACGAGGAGGUGGCGGAGGAGAACAUCGUGACCGCGAUCGAGACCGGGACCGUGACCAGCGCAACACCUACUCCGAAGGCGGUGGUGGUGGUGGUGGUGGCGGCGGUGGCGGAGGACGAGGUAACCGACGGGGCUACAGCGAAAAACGAGGCACCAGUAGCAAACGGUCCGAUCGGAACAAAUCGCAAGGCCAGUCCAGCGGCGGCAUUGGAAGUCAACAGCAGUCGUCGUCUCAGCUGCCAGCGUCGUCUUCGUCGUCGUCACAGCAGCAGCAACAGCCGUUCCAUGAGGAUCGCUGGGCUGAUCAGGUGGAGAACAGCCAGAAGGAGAACAACCGGGAGCUGAACAGUGUUGAUAGGGCAGAUAGUCACUCAUCGAAUGAAGGAAUUCCGGCUCGAAGUCGCCGAAGAUCGAAGAAUCCAGGUCACUCGAACAAAUCCAACGGAAAUGUCCAAUCGAUGAACGCUAAGUCGUCCGGAAGCAACGCGACCGCCAACAGUACGGCAGAUCAUCAUGACAACAACGGAAGCAGCGUGCCGAGCGUCAACAGCAAACAACAGCAGCAGCAACAGAAUCACAGCGGCGCUGGAAUCAACAACAGUACCAGCAGUGUCGGAGUUGUACCGAACAACACUAACAGCAGCAAUAGCCAGCAACAGCAGCCACCGCCGCCCAAGGGUCAACGGGAGAACCUCCGAAACCGGGGCGGUCGAGGAGGCGGUGGCGGUGGAGGCGGAGGAGGAGGCGGCGGUGGUGGUAAGCAUAAGCAAAAUCAGCAGAACCAGGCGGUAGCCGCUGGCGGCGCCACUGUUCUCAACAACACCGCUGACCAUCACCUCCAUCAUGCUGGUGGCACUGGUGGCAAGGAAACGCUGGUCAAUGGCUCCUCUUAGAAGAAGCUUCGCCCAACAGCAGCCGUUGCCGCAAUCGGCGCAGCAAUCGCGUAAGCAACAGGUUGCCAAGGCAACCGCACUGGUCGCUUUGCCGCCGCACCUGUUGGUGGGAGUGUGAAACAAUCGCAAGUAGAACACAAUCAAUCACACACCCACUCACUACAACAACAACAACAACAACAUAAAACCUAUUCAAAACAACUAUCAACAAAGUUAAUUACCCAAACUAUGAGAAAAAUGCAUAAAGAACAAUACACACAAACAAUUCGCAACUUACAACAACAACAACAACGCUCGGGUUCGGAUUGCGCGCGGACUCCGAGCCGAAUACUAUCCCUAAAUGCUACUAUGAAUAUUUUUGCGUGUAUUCAAAAGAAAAAAAACUGCAACACACAUACAACAUUCUGAAAAUCAACCGACAGGUCAAACAAUAGGAACAGUUAGAACAGCAAAAACCAGAAAAAGAAAAUACUACACACUAUUUGAUGGAAUAGUUGUGCAGCAGGAACGUUUCGGUCGAUGAUGGUGGUGUUUGCUCAUCGAAUGUAGCUUCCGCGCAAAUGCACGGAAACGAAGAAUGAGAGCAAAUUCGAACAACCAAGCUGAAUUCAUACAAAAAAACGCGCGAGAGAACACUGAAGAAUACCUAUUCGUUAGAGAUAUAGACGAGGAAGCGUUUAUUGAACUAUCAACACACCAUACCACCACCUAUCAUGUAUAUUCGGGAAGGCCGUGUAUUUUUGUGUCGUUUAUACCACGGGGCGCCUUUAUUCUUUUUUUUCUGUUACGGUUCGAAUAAACUUUGUAAAGCUUGACACUUGUCUCUUGCUUUUGCCACUAGAUGGAUUUUUCUUAAUCUUUGUUAUUUAUUUUUCAAAAAACAAAUUUCAAGUUAGAGGCACUUGCGUGCGCAGCUUUUUCUUUUUUCUCGCUCGUUCUCUUUGAUAAGUGAAAAAGAGCGAGAUAAAAGAGGAGGCAAAGUGCCCCCUCUUUCAUCUGUUUCUUUUUCGUGUUUGUUUACGAGAAUGAGUGAGAAAAAAGAAAUCGCUGCGCACGCUAGAGGUUAGAGGCCACCUUUGGCUUGAGUUUCAGGGAGUAAUCCCGUGAAAAUCUUUAAAACAUUUCGGAAGGAUUACUGCAAGAAAUGCUGGAAUCACAACGAAGAAAAGUUUGGAAAUAAACUCGAAGAAAUCGCAAGAUGAACUCCAUGAGAAAUAUCAACAAAAGCUACUGCAGAACUCCCAAAAAGGAACUCCGAAAGGAAGCCCUGGAAAAAAAAUUGUGACAAAGUUCAUGAGAAAUCCUGAAAAACUCUGAAAGAAAUCCUGGCAUCGUGGGAGCAAAACCGGAAGUUCUCUUCUAAGAGAACUCCCAGGAAAAACUCCGAGAGAAAUCCCAUGAGAACUUUUGUGAAAUAUCCUUGGAGAAACUCCUGUAUAGAAAGCCCGAAAUGAACUUCUAGAAUCUUAAAAGUUCCGAAGAGAACCUUCAGUAGUCUUACGGCUGCUUAAGAGGCUAACAAUUAACCUUUAUGGCUCUUCUGUUUUCAGUGCAGGGAGCCUGCUCUUUUCAGUUCCGCAAAAGUCCCCGGUUCAUAAACGACUCUUGCGAUACGUAUAACAACAGCACAUGCGGCCCUCUCUUUACGCGAACAACUUGUGUCGUCGCCGUCGUAUUACACGCAAAAGCAAAAAUGAAACUAAAACAUUUGAGAAGCUUAAUGUGAGUCAUCACUGGUUUAGGCAGAUGUAACAAAAACAAAAAAAAAUCCAACACAACAAAAAAAUGAUACUACAUUAUGUAUUCUAGCGCAGAAAUCCGUGUCGUAAUUAUGCUGAAAACAAGAAGUAGUUUUAGUAGAAGUGCGUAGAAGUUGGACUAAAAGAAACACACAAGAAGAAGUAGGAUACGAAACAAAAAAAAUGCAGGAAAUCACCUCGAGAGGUUACCUCGAGGAUCGUGGAAGAUUAGGAAUUUUACUAGGACUGGAAUAUAAAACAAUUGCACUAAUAACGUAUGUUUUAACCGAGUUUUCGUUUUUUUGUUCUUGGUAAGCAUAAGCAAUCUAAAUUCAACCGGUUUUUUCCCCGAUCGAAUCAACUAUCCUGCGUUUCGUUAAAAUUCACCAUCCGUCGCGCACUGAUGUAAUCAAAAACAUAAAUGGACCUUAAUUGCUUUAAUUUUGUGUAAAAUUUGCACCCUUAACAAUCUCUAGGCUUUUCAUUUUCCUGCAUAUGAGAAAGUGUUACAAGUGGAUCGAAAAGGAGCAAACUAUAUAACCGUUCCAAGCUCAGAUUGGAAACGGAUGUUACGACUACCUACUACAAAUCAAACAACGCAACGGUGUUAGUAUGCCGCAGUAACUCUAACCGCCACUCGUGGCAGUUAGACGACCGUUGUUGGAACAAAACUAGAAGC